AUGCAGAAGUGCCGGUCAAUUAACCCUGCUCUGGGGUCCCGAGCCUUCGCUCCCGCCCCGCGCGUCCAGGUCCAGUUCCAGCGUCGCAACCUCCAGGAUGUCGCCAUUACUCGCACUGGACGGCCCGUUCUGAAGGUUCAAGGUGGUCGCUCGUCUCUCGGAGGCCACACUGCGACUGUCUUUGGUGCCACUGGUUUCUUGGGUCGCUACAUUGUCAACAGGCUCGCUACCCAGGGAUGCAAUGUGGUGGUUCCCUACCGGGAGGAGAUGACCAAGCGUCAUCUCAAGGUCACUGGUGACCUGGGCCGUGUUACCUUCAUGGAAUACGAUCUCCGCAACACGCAGUCCAUCGAGGAGAGCGUCCGUCACUCUGAUGUUGUGUACAACCUCGUUGGUCGCCAAUACCCUACCAAGAACUUCUCCUACGUUGAUGUGCACGUGGACGGUGCUGAGCGCAUCGCCGAAGCUGUUGCCAAGUACGACGUGGACCGUUUCAUCCACGUCUCUUCCUACAAUGCGCGCCGCGACUCGCCCUCGGAAUUCUUUGCCACCAAGGCCUGGGGUGAGGAGGUUGUUCGCUCAAUCUACCCCGAGACCACCAUUGUGCGCCCUGCCCCGAUGUUCGGAUUUGAGGAUAACUUGCUGCACAAGCUUGCUGGCAACUCCAACCUGUUCACUGCGAACCACAUGCAGGAGCGCUUCUGGCCCGUCCACGCCAUUGACGUGGGUGCUGCCCUCGAGAAGAUGCUGCACGACGACAGUACCGUUGGUCAGACGUACGAGCUCUACGGACCCAAGAACUACUCGACUGCCGAGAUCGCCGAGCUUGUGGACCGUGAGAUUAUCAAGAAGCGCACCCACAUCAACGUGCCCAAGGCUCUCCUCAAGCCGUUUGCCUACUACCUUAACAAGUACCUGUGGUGGCACACCAUGUCCGCGGACGAGGUUGAGCGCGAGUUCCACGACCAGGAGAUCGACCCCGAGGCGAAGACCUUUAAGGAUCUCGGCAUGAACGAGACUGCCGACCUGGCCGACUUGACCUUCCACUACCUGCAGGGAUACCGUAGCUCAUCCUACUACGAUCUUCCUCCGGCGACUGAGCGCGAGCGUCGGGAGGAGAAGAAGUACCUCCACGUGCUGGACGACCAGUAA
Penicillium oxalicum is the source of this 1152-nucleotide messenger RNA. Its product is annotated as complex I NDUFA9 subunit family protein. The coding region runs from base 1 to 1152 and encodes 383 amino acids. The transcript has 8 exons. Gene Ontology annotation, molecular function: protein-containing complex binding. Gene Ontology annotation, cellular component: mitochondrion. The record is from RefSeq and is a predicted model, not a curated record. NCBI's taxonomy places the organism in Eukaryota, Fungi, Ascomycota, Eurotiomycetes, Eurotiales, Aspergillaceae.